This is a messenger RNA of Calliphora vicina (urban bluebottle blowfly), 633 nucleotides long. RefSeq lists its product as uncharacterized. The transcript has 2 exons. The record is from RefSeq and is a predicted model, not a curated record. Bases 1 to 633 code for a protein of 210 amino acids. NCBI's taxonomy places the organism in Eukaryota, Metazoa, Arthropoda, Insecta, Diptera, Calliphoridae.
AUGAAAUUCUGCAUAAUUCUCUUGAUGGCUAGCUCCUGUUUGAUGGCAGCAAGUGCCAACAUUAUUACAUCCUCCACUUUGAACAAUGAAUUAAAUAAAGAUUACAAAUUUGUAUCCAACGAUAUUGCCGAAGGUAACAUCGGUGUUGAACCUUAUCUCAUCUCUUGGUCUACACUUAACAUCGUCAUUCGCAAAGCCUUGUCCAUAAUAUUGGGUGUCAAAUGUACCGUUCGAGAAGUUUUAGAAAUUAAAGAAGCCGCUCUAAAAUUCAUCGAUGACAUAGAAAAGUGUGGCAAUAAUGUCACGGACAGUGUUCAAACAUUAAUUGAUGCCUGCAAAACUAUAAUUUCAUUGUGUAAUGAUAUUCUUCAUGUUAACGAAAAUAUCUGUGGUAAUUCAACUAAGCCUGAGGAAUCGGAUAAUGCUAAAACCCCCACCAAAUGCUUUAAGAAAUUGUAUAAGAAGACUGUAGAAUUGAAAGAUGAAGUUAAGGAUGCGAUAACACUAAUUAAGAUCAUUACAAAAGUACCUAAUGAGACUGGCAAAUGUGUAACUACUGCUGUUAGAGAUUUGGAAAGCGUCUUUAUAAAAUUUCCAGUUAAAAUUGAGUUUUGUUCCAAAUUGAUUCAUUAA